AUAGUAGGAGUAGAGGAGCAAGACUAAUUUGAGAGGACACAACUCUGAACUGUCUUACUCAAGCUCAGCAAGAUAGAUAUCGAUGGCAAAGGAGUGCGGCAGCAGCAGUGUGAUCGUCGGGGUGGUGAAGGUGAAGGUGGUGCGAGGGACCAAUCUUGCCGUCCGUGAUGUCUUCAGCAGCGAUCCCUACGUCGUCCUCAAGCUCGGCAACCAGGAGGUGAGAACUCGUACAGUGAGGAAAAACACCAAUCCAGUGUGGAACGAGGACCUGACGCUCAUCGUUCAAGAUCUCAACCAUCUCCUCGUCACUCUCGAGGUCUACGACCGUGACCCGUUCGUCGACGACCCCAUGGGCGCGGCGUUCUUCGAGCUCCGGCCGCUGGUGGAGGCGGCCGCGGCGAGCAGCCGCCGCCGUACCCCCUCCGGCGUUGACAGUAAAGAGGACGGCACCGCCGUGGUCCCAAGGAGCGGGAGCUCCGUUGUGUGGUCGGCGUCGGAGGGGAAGGCGGCGCAGGGCCUGGUGCUGAGGCUCGCCGGCGUCGAGUCCGGCGAGGUGGAGCUGCAGCUGGAACUGGAAUGGCACGGCGGCGCGGCUGGCGACACCUCAAUGAUCGAUCGAUUGAUUGAUCGUAACUCGUAAAGGCCUGAAUUAAGACAGAAUAAAUCGACUGAGCUAGCUCAAGCUUGUAAGAUCGAGUUCAGUCAGUACCUCUGGUUCGAUCGAAAAUUUAGUUUCUCGUUUCGAUUUCAAGAAACAAAGCAGCUCAAGGAUCUUGCAUGCUUGUAUUACUAUUGAAGCGAUUGUUGAGACAAGUUUGUCCAAUGCUUUGUGAUUUCUGGUAAAUUGGAUUAUUAAAAGUUUUAUCGCAUGAUUAGCUAUAUUUAUAGCACCAUCUUUUAAGAAAAAAAA
Oryza sativa Japonica Group (Japanese rice) is the source of this 910-nucleotide messenger RNA. Its product is annotated as GTPase activating protein 1. NCBI's taxonomy places the organism in Eukaryota, Viridiplantae, Streptophyta, Magnoliopsida, Poales, Poaceae. The record is from RefSeq and is a predicted model, not a curated record.